CUCCCUGGGAAUUCUGGGAUUGACUGAAAGUUACUGAAAACCGGCAGUAUCUUUUGACAGGUACAUUGUCACAUUUUCCUAUUUGUUUGGAACCUCCUGUGGAUCAACAUGUCGUAUUGUAAUCGAUGUUUACAUAUCGCCUCAGAUCAAUGAUGAUCCGAUUGGCAGAAUGCCAUGUGAAAAGCAGCCCCGGUUCUUGAUUCUUUACGGUUCUCAGAAGGGGCAAGCUCAGUCCAUUGCUGAGGGGAUAGCCGAUGAGGCAGCCGAGCAUGGGCUGGUGGCGGAAAUCAGCUGCUUAAGUCGGCAUGAAGAGUACCGUUUGGAGAGGGAGAGUGCUCCUGUGGUCUUCAUAGUGUCUACUACAGGAGAUGGAGAGCCACCCGACACCACACUUAAAUUUGUGAAGACCAUCAGGGCGAAGACCCUGCCCAGUGACUUCCUUAAAAACCUUCAAUAUACACUCUUGGCUUUAGGAGACACAAACUAUGCAAAUUUCUGCAACUGCGGGAAAACCAUUGACAAGCGGCUACAGGAACUCGGAGCCAAUCAUUUCUAUGCAACUGGACACGCAGACGACGGAACAGGGCUGGAGGUCGUGUUGGAUCCCUGGAUAGAAGGAGUGUGGGACGCGAUCAAAGCAGCCUUAUCAAAGAUGUCAUCCAGCAGUCAUCCGCCACUCAAAGAAACCCUCAGUGACAUGACCAAGGAAAACCCCGCCCCCACAUCUCCACCACAUGUGGAACUGAAUCGCCUGAGUCUUGCAGACAACAAGACCCAAGACUCAAUCAAAGCGCCGUUCGACUCAGACUCUAAAUUGACGUUAGGCGGUUUGCCAUCCACGGAGGUCACGGGGUUGAGCUCUGAGUCGGACGUGGCUGCUGCUAAAUCGGCGCAGGAAGCACAGACCGACCAGGUCAGAGAGGAGUGUGUAGUGGCUGAACCCUCAUUGACAUAUUCCCUGCCACCGCUCUCACAGUCCUCCCUCAACGUUCCCGCAUUGCCACCUCCCUACCUGGAGGUCACACUGCUGCUGGAGGACAAGGCAGAGAAGUUUAAUUCAUCAUUGCAUACCGAGACGUUUUAUGAAGUGCCUGUAACCAACGCCGUUCAGAUGACGAGAGGAGAUUCAGUUAAGAAGGCUCUAUUGCUAGAGUUGGAUAUCUCUGCCCAUCCGACGAUGACCUACAUGCCGGGGGACUCGUUUGACGUCCUGUGUCCGAACAGAGCGUCUGAGGUGGACGCUGUCCUCCUACGGUUGGGCCUGCAGGACCAGAAACACCAACGCGUUCAGCUGGCUGUGCGGAGAGACACCCAGAAAAGAGGUGCUCAGACACCGCCACACGUUCCUGAUAACUGUACUGUGCAAUAUCUGCUCACGUGGUGCCUGGAAAUCAGAAGUGUUCCCAAGAAGGCCUUUCUGCGGGCCCUGGUGGACUGCGCAGGGGACAGUGGGCAGAAGAGGAGGCUACAGGAGCUAUGCAGCAAGCAGGGCUCUGCAGACUACAACAGGUUCAUCAGAGACUCGUCCCUCUGUCUGCCGGAGCUGCUGACAGAGUUCUCCUCCUGCACGCCUCCUCUGAGCCUCCUCAUAGAGCAUCUGCCGAAACUGCAGCCUAGGCCGUAUUCAGCAGCCAGCUCCACUCUCAGACACCCCGGGAGGCUGCGUUUCAUCUUCACCGUGGUGGAGCUCCCAGCAUGCCCCGGGCGACCCGAGGGCCGGCGGGGUCUGUGCAGCGGCUGGCUGGCGGACCUGGUCGCCCCCGUCCUGGUGUGUCCCGGGACCGACGAGUCAUCAUGCGGCCAAGCCCAGCUGCCACAGAUCCACGUGAGAAUGCGACCGAGCGGGACCUUCCACGCCCCCACGGACCCCACCGCGCCCCUGAUCAUGGUGGGACCGGGGACAGGGUUGGCCCCCUUCCUCGGCUUCCUGCAGCAAAGGGAAAUUGAGAGGCGAGACAGCCCCGAGGUGGCGUUCGGCGAGACCUGGCUCUUCUUCGGCUGCCGCCACAAAGACGGGGAUUACCUAUUCAGAGAGGAGCUGGAGGGCUUUGUGUCCAGCGGGACUCUGACGCAUCUCAAGCUGUGCUUCUCCAGAGAUGCCGCGGCGGCGGCGGCGGCGGGGGGGGAGGAGGCGGCGGUGCCCGCCGUCUCGCAGCCGCCACCGGCGUGCCCCAGAUACGUCCAACAUAACCUGCGGCUCCACAGUCAGCGCGUCAGCCGGCUCCUGCUGCGGCACGACGCACGUCUCUACGUCUGCGGCGAUGCACGGAACAUGGCGAAGGACGUGAACGACACGCUGAUGGAGAUGGUCAGGGCGGAGCUUCAGCUGGACCAGCUGGGAGCCAUGAAGACACUGGCCGCACUGAGGGAGGAGAAACGCUACCUGCAGGACAUCUGGGGCUGAGGAGGAGGAGGAGGAGGAGGAGGA
Molecule: messenger RNA, 2428 nt
Organism: Gadus morhua (Atlantic cod)
Lineage: Eukaryota; Metazoa; Chordata; Actinopteri; Gadiformes; Gadidae
Gene: mtrr
Product: 5-methyltetrahydrofolate-homocysteine methyltransferase reductase
Exons: 15
Coding region: 170-2404 (744 amino acids)
Biological process (GO): homocysteine metabolic process
Cellular component (GO): cytosol
Molecular function (GO): flavin adenine dinucleotide binding; FMN binding; [methionine synthase] reductase (NADPH) activity
Source: RefSeq, a predicted model, not a curated record